AUGAAAGCAGGCAUAAGAGGCAUUGGUAGAAAAGGCUGGCUUUCAGGCAUCGAUGAUCAUCAGGAAACUGAUGUUCACUACCGAUCAUUGGAUGGCGAAGGGAACUUCAAUUGGCGCUUCGUCUUCCCAUUUCUAUUCUUGCCUGCGGAAAAUAUGGUCGUCAUCCGAAAGAAGGAACACUUCUGGUCUCUAGACGAAACAGAGCAACGGAUUCCUCCCUCCUUAAUCAUCCAAAUCUGGGACAAUGAUAGCUUCUCUCCAGACGACUUUCUGGGCACCGUUGAGUUGAAUCUUUCGGGAAUGCCUUCUCCUGCAAAAAAAUCGAAGAAUUGCAACUUGGAGAUGAUGCGUAGCUCAGGAAACACGAAAAAACUGAUGAAUAUUUUUGAUUGCCGCCGAGCAUACGGCUUCUGGCCGUGCAGUAAUGAUGAGUCGGGCACGCCAGUGUUAACUGGCAAGGUGGAACUCGAACUGGAGCUUCUCACGAAAGAGGAAGCGAUUCAGCGCCCUGCUGGCAGAGGUCGUGAUGAUCCGAACGAGAACCCACGUUUAGAUCCGCCCAAGUGA
This is a messenger RNA of Protopolystoma xenopodis, 567 nucleotides long. The record is from the annotation of a GenBank genome assembly. Lineage: Eukaryota; Metazoa; Platyhelminthes; Monogenea; Polystomatidea; Polystomatidae.